Perca flavescens (yellow perch) is the source of this 5358-nucleotide messenger RNA. It is a transcript of the gene adam10a, whose product is annotated as ADAM metallopeptidase domain 10a. The coding region runs from base 185 to 2455 and encodes 756 amino acids. Gene Ontology annotation, cellular component: synaptic membrane; plasma membrane. Gene Ontology annotation, biological process: membrane protein ectodomain proteolysis; Notch signaling pathway. The record is from RefSeq and is a predicted model, not a curated record. Gene Ontology annotation, molecular function: metalloendopeptidase activity involved in amyloid precursor protein catabolic process. Lineage: Eukaryota; Metazoa; Chordata; Actinopteri; Perciformes; Percidae. The transcript is spliced from 16 exons.
CACCGGAAGGGAGGAGGGUCUGUCUGUCUGUCUAACUGUCUAACGUUGGGGGUGUUUGUGAUGGUAGAGCUAGCUCACUAGGAAAGGCGGCUAUACCUUUAAGUGAAAGAAAACGAAACAAGUAGCAAUCAGCGGUAUUGCUGGGUCGCAUAGCUAGUUUACUGGACCUACAGGGAAUUUCGAUAUGAUUUUUGUUAAUCUAAUUGUCAUGUUUUGCUGCCUACGAGAUAUUACAGGUCAGUUUGGGAACCCCUUGGAUAAAUAUAUUCGCCAUUAUGAGGGUUUAUCAUAUGACACAGAAGCCCUGCACAACAGUCACCAGAGAGCCAAGAGGGCACUCUCUCCUCAAGACAGGACCGUGCACCUGGACUUCCAUGCACAUGGAAGACAUUUUAACUUGCGGAUGAAGAGAGAUACAACUCUAUUUUCACCAGAUCUCAUCAUUGAGGUAUCAGGAGAGGUGGAACCCAUUGAUACAUCACAUAUUUACAGUGGAGAAAUAUUUGGUGAAAAGGGCACUCUGACCCAUGGCUCCGUGGUUGAUGGGCGCUUUGAGGGCUUCAUUAAAACCCACCAAGGAGUGUACUAUGUUGAACCCUCGGAGAGAUACCUAAAGAACAAGAAUGUGCCCUUCCACUCCGUCAUCUAUCACGAGGAUGAUAUCCAUUAUCCUCAUAAGUAUGGCUCAGAGGGCGGCUGCGCUGACCACUCAGUGCUUGAGAGGAUGAGGAAGUACCAGGCAUCUGUAGUAGAGGAGCCACUCAAAGGGGUGAACAGUGUGUCGGAGGAGGAGGAGAGCUCCCAGGGUCCUGUUAUUCUGAGGAGAAAGAGGGCAGCGGCGAAAGAGAAAAACACUUGCCAGCUCUUCAUCCAGACUGACCACCUCUUCUUCAAAUACUAUGGCACAAGAGAGGCUGUCAUUGCCCAGAUAUCCAGCCAUGUAAAGGCUAUUGACUCAAUUUACCAGGCCACAGACUUCCUGGGCAUCCGAAACAUCAGCUUCAUGGUAAAAAGGAUCAGGAUAAAUACUACCAACGAUGAAAAAGACAAAACCAAUCCGUUUCGCUUUGCCAACAUCGGAGUGGAGAAGUUUUUGGAGCUUAACUCUGAGCAGAACCACGAUGACUAUUGCCUAGCCUAUGUCUUCUCUGACCGGGACUUUGAUGAUGGGGUUCUUGGCUUGGCUUGGGUUGGGGCACCUUCAGGAAGCUCUGGGGGCAUCUGUGAAAAGAGCAGACUGUACUCUGAUGGAAAGAGGAAGUCUCUGAACACUGGUAUCAUCACUGUGCAGAACUACGCCUCCCACGUCCCUCCCAAGGUGUCACACAUUACCUUUGCUCAUGAGGUUGGGCACAACUUUGGCUCUCCACAUGACUCAGGGAUUGAAUGCACCCCUGGAGAGUCUAAAUUGCAGAACCAAAAGGAGCAGGGAAACUACAUCAUGUAUGCCAGAGCCACAUCAGGGGAUAAACUCAACAAUAACAAGUUCUCAAUCUGCAGCAUUCGCAAUAUAAGCGCUGUUCUGACGAAGAAGAGAAAUGACUGUUUUGUUGAGUCUGGCCAGCCUAUCUGUGGUAAUGGACUAGUGGAAACUGGAGAAGAGUGUGACUGCGGCUACAGUGAUCAGUGUAAAGACAUCUGCUGCUAUAGUGCCAACGAAGGGGAGGGCCUAAAGUGCAAACUCAAACCUGGAAAAAUCUGCAGUCCCAGCCAAGGCCCAUGUUGCACACAAGAGUGUACUUUCAAGGGCGCGAAUGAGAGUCCGUGCAGACUGGAGUCUGAGUGCGCCCAAGAGGGCAAGUGCAAUGGAGCUACUGCUCUGUGUCCUGCCUCAGAACCAAAGGCAAACUUCACCUCUUGCCAUUCUGAAACACAAGUCUGCCUUAAUGGGGUAUGCUCUGGUUCCAUUUGUGAGAAGUAUGGUAUGGAGGUAUGCACCUGUGCCAGCCAAGAGGGCAAGGAUGAGGCAGCUGAGCUGUGCCACGUGUGCUGCAUGGAGAAAAUGAAGCCCAACACCUGCAGCAGUACAGGCUCAGAGAAAUGGGCCCAAUUUUUCAACAAGAAAACCACAACCCUGCAGCCUGGCUCACCCUGCAAUGACUUUAAGGGCUACUGUGAUGUGUUCAUGAGGUGUCGUCUGGUGGACGCCGACGGGCCUCUGGCAAGGCUUAAGAAAGCCAUCUUUAAUGCAGAACUCUAUGAGAAUAUUGCAGAGUGGAUAGUGGCUCACUGGUGGGCAGUGCUGUUGAUGGGCAUCGCUCUUAUUAUGCUAAUGGCCGGCUUCAUCAAGAUUUGCAGCGUCCACACCCCCAGCAGCAACCCCAAACUGCCCCCACCAAAGCCACUGCCAGGUACACUGAAACGGAGGCAGCAGCAAGCAAACCAACAGGCACAGGGCCAGCGCCUCCCCCGUCAGAACAGAGAGAACUAUCAAAUGGGACAGGUGAGACGCUGAGACGCUGGCCUUCUCUUUGCCUUGGUCUUCCUAGUGCCUACAAUGGGAGCACUUCACUCCAAAGAGUUACCUUUACCACAUAUUGCGAAAUUCAAAGAACUUGCAACUGGAUUGAUUUCAAUGGACAAAGCCCAAAGUGGUUUUUUUUGGGCCUAACAAACUCACUCAGCACCUCUGCUCUGAGAGCCAGAUUAGCAGAGGUUCACACAGCUUUUAUAAGAAAUAAAUAACUUUUCCAAGGAAAGACAGGAGGAGAAAUUCACUGAUCUCAUGUGGUCUUAAUCUUUGAAUGCUUUUUUUUUUUUUAUAUAUAUAUACAAGAAUGGAGGUGAGAGAAGCAGCUUUGUGUUAGAGUCACCCUUCUCUGUCCUUUAUCUUUGCUACCUUUUUCUUUUCCUGUUCUUCCUCUUUGAAGUGCUGCCAUCAUCAGCACGAUGGCAGGACUGCAAGUCACAUAGGUAUUUCAAUUUUCAAUCAAAAUCCUGCAUUGAGACAUUGAGUUGGAAGAAAACUCAUUUUUUUGCCAAUGUUAUUAGAUUGUUUUAAAUCAAAGCACCAUCAAAAGCUUGUUAUUUCUAAAUCAUGUUCUUUUAGUGUUUAAUUACAGAUGUUCCGGUAGGUUUUUUUCUGUUUUAAAUUAAAUAGAUUUUCUUUAUGAUGAAGAUUAUUUACUAUUUAAUUCACUUUCUCAGGAUUAAUAAAACAACGGCAAACAAGUGUAUUGAGUGGAAAAGUUGGCUGCAUGCUUAUUUUAUGGUAAAAUCCCUCCUGGUUGAAACCUGCACAGAAGGUAUGACCCUAGCUGCCGUGGGAUGACCGGUUGUAUGAAAUUAAUGUAGAUAAAUGAGCUUAAUAAGAUUAUUGUGUCAUCUGUUAUCAGAUGGAGGGCCUGUGGAGGGGAGGUUGAUCAUCUGGAUAUGUAUUGUUAUUUGGUUUCGCAGCUGUUUACAUAUAGAGAUAUAGUCUGGGGAUGAAAUAAAUGGUGAGAUAAUAGCUUUUUAUCAACCUGAUUGUAUCACGCUUUUCUUCUGUCAUAGCUGUUUUUCCCUCACUUGUUGCUUUGGCACUGAUUUGUGACACUGACACAUUUAAAACAACCACUUUGUGCCACAGAGUGCGUCUUCACGUUUAGAGUAAGCAAAACUUAACUGUGGGGUCGAAGAAGCCUGCCUAUAAUAUGAGAAGUUAUUACAGAAAAGAAGUGUCCUCUUGUGAUUGUUCUGCCCACAUUUUCACUUGUGUUCUGUCCAUUUUUUGAAUUUCACACACUGGCAGUUGUUUAAGAAAUGACACAAUCUGUUAAAACCACUCAAAAGCAGUUUGAUCCUCUCUGCCACUGUAGCCAGAUGAGGAACAUUUCUGGUUUAAAUGUGAUAUUGAUUUUACUUGCAGUUCAGAUUAUUUGUACAUUGUAUGUCGUUGAAUUGAAUCAAUUGAGGAAAACUAAAGCUUCUCAUUUUAGCGUUGCUUUGUUGCUGCUGUUAACAGAUAUUUACCAGAGCGAACAAUCACUAUGUGUCAGCCAUCCACCGCUGUUCUGUCCUUUCUUUUUCUCACGGGAUUUUCUCAAGGAACUUUGUUCCCAUGUUACAACCUCCUAGUUUGUGUGAUUUCAUUUAAAAUGUGCCUACUCAGAGCAGUGUGACUGAGGUUGGUGUACUAGUGUGUAUCUGAUCUUUACCAAGGCUGAAAGCAUUCAUGAGCUGGCAGUUUUUCCAAGCACCGUGAUCAGUUUGGACUGCUGAAAUUGGAAAUGUAUUGGAAAGGAUGUGGUUCAGGACUUGGCAAUGUUUAAUAAUCAUCUUAAAUGUAAGUGAUGAUUGAUAUGUCAAAGUCAAAUAUUAUAAAUUUUCAUAUUAUAAGCCACAAUUUGUUUCAGAUUUUUUUGCAAGAUUAUAAUUAGUGUUUACUGUGUAUAAUAUUCUUAUUUUGCCCGGCUCUAAUUUGGCUUAACUUGAGUUUUCAGUCGUCUCCAACCAGAUUAAAUUUGGGUCAACUUCACUGACAGGUGGAUGAGAGUGCAGAAGAGUUACUGGCAGAAUAUAAAAAUAUAAAUAUGUACAGUUUCUUAAAAUUAUUUUAGGAGGGAACUGUGUGGAGCAAAGACAGACUUAUUUUUUUUUUCCUUACCCUUCCAAAAGAGUUGUAUGGAGCACAACUCAGCAUUGUUUUCUGUGAAAGGUGUAAGGAUGUUGCGUCAUCGAUCAGAUAGAUUCUAUGCAGAGUAUCACAUAGCUUAACGGCAAACAAGUUAGCCUCUUCACAGAGAAAUGCCUUCAAUGUUUUCUCUUAAAUGGGUACAUGGAAUAUUCUCUUGUGUUUUCAUGACAAAAUAGUUACUCAUGUGUAUGUGUUGCAGCAAAGUUUCUGAACAGACAAAAAUGCAAUCCUCUGUUGCUUCUUUUACUGAUUUUGUUUGGCUUUCUGGUGCUACUGGUAGUGCUUUUUCUUGGGUCGGAGCUUAAAGUGUAUUUUUCAUUAUCUUGGGCACAUUUUAAAGGUGUGUGUGUGUGUGUGUGUGCGUGCGUGUGUGUGUGUGAUCAUCCUUAACUAUUUUUGUAGAUCUGGUAAGAUAUGGACAAUACUGGGUGUGUGAGGAGAUAAUACUUAAUGGGAAAUGUUUCUGUCUUUCACAUGUGUUGCUAAGUUGUUGAGAAAAUGUGCACUCAAAUGUAAGUGGUGUAAACGGAGAAUGCAAAAAUGGUAACGUUUCAGUACUACUGUCUGAUUUUAAUGUCUCUUGUGUUUUAUACAGUGUCUCCGAUGGUCUUUUUUUUGUUUUGAUUUACUUUGUUCCAUUUCCCUUUCUGCUUGAAAAUCUGACUAAAUUUGCAAAGGUAUGUGCAAAAAUAUAAUUUCUUUUGAACUACUUGAAAUGCAUUAAUAAAUCAGAGUUGAUCAAA